CAGGCGGAUAUCACGUGUCACAGCCUAUUCUUAUCAAACGUAGGACGCGGCCGCUAGCAGCCAAAAAUGUGGUUACCAUUUGGCGGGGUCGUCACCAACGGCCAAAAGUUAACAUAGAGAGUCUGCAUUUGAGAAAAGACACGCAAACAAAGCAGAACACACGAGCAAACUUAUAAAUAACGCCCUACUGGCUACAUAUAACACAGACAGGGUCUGAAACCUUACAUCAAAAUGGCCGCUCAGGCAGAAGACGCCAUGGCGAAGCUCGCGUUGAGCGAGAACCAGGGUGAAGCUGCCGCCGCAGCAGCACCCCCCGCCGCAAAACCCGAAGCAGAAGACUCGGACGACGAAGACGACGCCCCCCCGGCCGACGGAUCCGCCCCCACCGCCGCCGCAAAGAAGAAGCGCAAGCGCAAGCCCAAGAAGAAGACCAAGACACCCACUACCCAGACCUCCCCCCCCAGCGUCCCCCUAUCCACCUUAUUCCCCUCCGGCGACUACCCCAUCGGCGAAGAGAGCCCGUAUCGCGACGACAACAGCUUCCGCACCACGAGCGAGGAGAAGAGACACUUGGAUCGCCUGGAUAUGACAUACCUCAACGACUUUCGCCGGGGUGCAGAGGUGCAUAGACAGGUGCGGCAGUGGGCGCAGGGAUGGAUUAAGCCGGGGAUGGGACUUACUGAGAUCGCGGAGGGGAUAGAGGGGAGCGUGAGAGCGCUUACUGGGCAUCAGGGGUUGGAGGAUGGGGAUAAUAUCGCGGGAGGCGUGGCGUUCCCGACGGGGUUGAAUAUCAAUCAUAUCGCUGCGCAUUAUAGUCCUAAUGCGGGGAACAAGACGGUGGUGAAGCAGGAGGACGUCAUGUGUGUUGAUUUCGGCGUGCACAUCAACGGUCGUAUCGUCGAUUCCGCGUUCACGAUGAGCUGGGACCCCGUCUAUGAUCCGCUCCUCGAGGCGGUUAAAGCUGCGACGAACACGGGGGUUGCGGCGGCAGGGAUUGAUGUGAGGAUGUGUGAUAUUGGAGAGCAGAUCCAGGAGGUGAUGGAGAGUUAUGAGGUGACGAUUGGGAAGGAGACGCAUCCGGUGAAGUGUAUUCGCAAUCUGAAUGGGCAUAAUAUCGGGCAAUGGAAGAUUCAUGGGGGGAAGAGCGUGCCGAUUGUCAAGAAUAAUGAUACGACGAAGAUGGAGGAGGGGGAGGUGUUUGCGAUUGAGACGUUUGGGAGUACGGGGGUGGGGUAUGUGAGGGAUGAUCUCGAGUGUUCACACUACGCCAAAGCCGCCGACGCCCCCCACGUCGACCUACGCCUCACAUCCGCCAAGAACCUCCUAAAAGUAAUCAACAAAUCCUUCGGCACCCUCCCCUUCUGCCGCCGCUACCUCGACCGCCUGGGGCAGGACAAGUACCUCCUCGGGCUGAACAACCUCGUCUCCCAGGGCAUCGUGGAGGCGUACCCGCCGCUGGUGGAUAAGAAGGGCUCGUAUACCGCGCAGUUUGAGCAUACGUUCUUACUGAGGCCGAAUUGUAAGGAGGUGCUGAGUCGGGGGGAUGAUUAUUAGAUGUGUGUUUUGGGGGGUUGUUUGCGGAGAGGGUGGUCCCCGAGGGGAGGGGAUGGGGAUAGAUGAUGAUGAUGAUGGAUAUAGGCUUGCAUAGGGUAUGGGAAAAGUUAUGAAUCAAAAACGACGAACUGAUUUCGCGGGUUUUACCUUGGCGAUUUAAGCGACAGCUACUGGUCUUAUCGUGUCGAUACUUCCUUUGGGGGGGUUCUUGGAGCUUAGUAGGGCUUUGAGGGAGCUUCUAACAGAGGCGUGGGCUUGAUAAGACUAGUAGCGGUCGCUUCAAUCGUCGAGGGGAUCUGUGGGCUGGCUUGCGUAAUCUCACCUCUAUUACGGUGUCUUACGUGCAUACAUGUGUGUGAAUGGAGGUGGUGUUUUGAGCAGGAUCCUUGGUGACUGAGUCGAAGAGUUUCACGGUGCUCAUGCAGGUAGGUCUCGCUAUUACAGUAUCUAAGUCUAGGAUGCAAUUAGUACUCAUGAUAAAGUAUAUCCUUAUGACAUUAUAACCCC
Messenger RNA from Pseudogymnoascus verrucosus, 2061 nucleotides. RefSeq names its product Methionine aminopeptidase 2 (gene MAP2). Gene Ontology annotation, biological process: proteolysis. The record is from RefSeq and is a predicted model, not a curated record. The transcript is spliced from 3 exons. Gene Ontology annotation, molecular function: metalloaminopeptidase activity. Lineage: Eukaryota; Fungi; Ascomycota; Leotiomycetes; Thelebolales; Thelebolaceae. Bases 232 to 1554 code for a protein of 440 amino acids.